ACGGCCGACCAUCGUGGCCGUUCGUCCCUUCGCGUAGCUACGAAACGUUUCGCGAUAACUUUUCAUUUCAGUUUCAAUUGCGACUGCCCGCGAGGCUUGUAUCCAUAUCGAUCGGAGACCGGCGCCGCGCGGCAGCCUUCGGGCUCGUCCUACCAAUGUCAUCGUUACACUUUGACGCUUAUGUUUGGCGUUACUGUAUCGCUAUGGCAACGCGAUGUACCAUUCAUUCGACGCUGGCCGUCGUAUUUGCUCUCACUCCGGUGGAUGCGUUCGUUCACGGGACACACGAUUUCCUGCGGUGGACCGAGCUAAUCGACUGGUGAUCGCUCGACGACCGACAGCUCGUUGAUCGGCUAAUCAAUUAGAAAAUCGUUAGCACGUGUACAGCGGUACACGUGCGCGGGAUUGUGAUCGGAAGUGUCGUCGGGUUUAAAACGGAAGGAACCAGGGAAGCAGAAGUUUGUUCAUUAUCGACUAUUAUUCAAACUACAUUUCGGUACAGAUAGAAGUUUUUUCGAUUUUAACGAUUUUUUAAUAUUAGGAAUGUGAUUUUGAACAACUUUCUUCUUUACGGAAAUUAGUGGUCAAUAAUUGUUUCUGACGUAUUCGCAGAGAUCUGCUAUGUUGGUUCUAAUCACGUGUAAUGAUGUGUAUUUACGUUUCAUAAACGAUAAUAGCAAUUUUUGCUUAUGUAUGCAGAAUCUGCGGUAACUGUGGUUCAUUGCUACUUAAAAGCUAUUUAAUAUCGCUUAUUGCGAUGACUCAAUGACUCACAUUCAUUUAUCUGUUUACUUAACUACUAGCAAAUAUGGACGUGGAAUAUUUGUCUAUUUAUAUACAUUUACCUCAAGGAUUUUUGUUAAAUUAUCAUACGGAAAAAACCGACGAUCAUUAUAUUCACCUCUUUUUUCCUCCUUCGAUUCUACCUUCUUUCAUUCUUCUACCGAGCGACUAAAGUUUUCUAAUUUGUACUUAUCACAACUCGACGCUCGUGGCGCAAGCCAGGAAUUCGUAUCGUAAUUGAUGGAAGUUCGUAAUGACGCAUCAUUAGCGCGACGGCACGGAAGAAAUAUGAAAAUCAAAGCGACGGAAUGGUAAUUUGCGCGGCGAUAUUCAUUCGAGGCACACGCAAUCUGAGCGUCCGUACGGUUUUGAAAGGACUUGCAUAAAAAUUCGAGGGUUCCAAUCGAUAACCUUCCGAUCCAGGAAAUUCCGAGACGGGCAGCAGUCAGUGACGUUACGGGAAAAGGCCGAGUGACACGACCGGAAGGCGGAGGACGCGCGCAGAAAAGCUGUAAAAUGCCGAUUGAUUUUUACUACUCCGAGUCGAGCCCGCCUUGUUGGUUAGUUCGAUUACUGGCGAAAUCAAUCGGCGUACACUUCAAUCUAAAAGUCGUCGACCCUUCUGAUAUGAAACCCGAAUUUCAAAAGCUGAAUCCGCAGCGAGCAUUACCAGCAAUAGACGAUGGCGGAUUCAUUUUAUGUGAAAGCCGUCCAAUCAUGAUCUACCUGGUAAGCACAUACGCGAAGAACGACUCCUUGUAUCCGAAGGAUCCUAAGAAGAAAGGUCUGGUAGAUCAAAUGCUGUAUUUUGACAUCGGUCAGCUCUUCGAAAAAAUCUCUCAAUGCUACUUUCCAGUUGUGUUCGAGGAAUCAUCUUCUGUAGGGGAACAGGAUUUACGAGACGUUGAGUAUUCCUGUGAAAUUUUAAAUAAAUUCCUGGAGGAUCGCGUGUUCGCUGCUGGUGACACUCUGACUAUUGCAGAUUUUGCAAUCUAUACGACAAUUUGCGUACUGCAAUGCUUCGACUUCGAUAUCAGCCGAUACGAUAAUGCGGCGGCCUGGUACAAUCGUUGCAAGCAACUUUUGGAUAAAUUCGGUUUCGAGGAGAUACACGCCCCGGGCAUGAAAAUGUUUACAGAUUCGUAUCGGGCGAAGUUACAAGAAUCCAAUUAGCAACGAUGCGUUUGGUGAUCGAGAUUAGACAUGAAACUUAUAUUCAACAGCUGAAAAUCGUUGUCGUAAAACAGUACCUGAGAAUCGUUACCGUUCGAGAGUUUUACGUUGUUUGUAUUUGACCGCGAAAUUGAUGUUUGCAAUGUAAGAGCAAUUUAUUUAUUAAUCACGCUAGCGACAACACAAUUGUUUAUGUAAUUAAUAUGCAUUGUAUUUACCGUUGUUAAUGCGAAAUUGUAAUAUUUAAUAAAUUGUAAAUAAAAUAAUUGUUAUUUCGAACG
Ceratina calcarata is the source of this 2237-nucleotide messenger RNA. RefSeq names its product glutathione S-transferase D5-like. Gene Ontology annotation, biological process: glutathione metabolic process. The transcript is spliced from 7 exons. The coding region runs from base 1300 to 1956 and encodes 218 amino acids. NCBI's taxonomy places the organism in Eukaryota, Metazoa, Arthropoda, Insecta, Hymenoptera, Apidae. The record is from RefSeq and is a predicted model, not a curated record. Gene Ontology annotation, molecular function: glutathione transferase activity.